AAACACACACACACACACAACAAACACUCUCUCACACACACACACAUUGCACCUACCUCUGUGUUUUCUAUCUCUAAAACAGUAAACAAGAGAGAGAGAGCUGAAUUUUUUUGCCCCAAAAUCCUAGCAUUCUUCAGCUAGCAGCUUCAAUUUCAGAUUACCAUCAAUGCGUGAUCUCUCAAUCGGGCCCAAUUGCGAAUCCUAGUGUGUGUUUGAGGAAACUAAACUGAAAAAAAAAAAAAAUGCUUCAAGUAGCUGCAGUGGGGAGCAAUGGUGGAUUUUCCGCGCAUUCAUCGCAGCUGCAGAGCUGUGGGGACAGCAGCGAGGAGGAGCUCGCCGUGCUCCCGCCGCACACCAAGGUCGUAGUGACCGGAAACAACCGUACCAAGUCCGUGCUGGUGGGGCUUCGUGGCGUCGUGAAAAAGGCUGUUGGCCUUGGUGGAUGGCACUGGCUGGUUCUCACAAAUGGCAUUGAGGUAAAGCUGCAGAGAAAUGCUUUAAGUGUAAUCGAAGCUCCUACAGGGAAUGAAGAUGACGACCCUGAAUUUGAACAGACACUGUGGAACAGCUCAGGUAUGGUUGAGAUUGGUUAUAUACAUCCGAGGAUACUCAAAAGUCGUAUAGAUCAAGGCAACGUAUGCAAAGGUCAUUUGGUUCGUCCCACAAAACCCUUAGUCGGUCUCUCUCGUCUGAUUCACACUCCAAAGACUCUGUUUCGACUCGUAAGGGAUCACUGUCUUGUAGUAUUUAGAGUGAAAAAAAGGCUGGAACUUGAUAAGUUCUUGCACCAGAAGGUUGACCUCAGCAAACUCGAAAAGGGCGCAUUGUGGAGAUAUUUGCGGCACUUUAACCUUGUGGAUGCAAUCCAUAACCCUUCGAAAGAGCAACUUAUCGAUGUUGUCCAAAAGCAUUUUGUGUCGCAGCAAAUGGAUGAGCUCCAAGUCAUCACGGGUUUCGUGCAGGCUGCCAAAAGGCUGAAAACGGUUUGCAAAUGAUAUGUUUGUUUACUGCCGACUGACUCUUUAACAAAAACCAACUAUGAUUUUUCCUGAAUGUAAAUGAAAAAACCUUGGAGAUCUGUCAUUUUAGUUGCAUAGCUGUAAUUGUAGUGAAUGUAUAUAUAUUAUGUAAAACCAGUAAAAUGACCAUCUUUGUUUGGUUGAAUGUAUGAGCUGACUCGGUGUUUGACUCUCGUUAAAGUUGUAUGUAUGGGCUGGGCCUAAAUGCUGAUGCAAGUUCGAUGAGUUUAUGUAACUGUAUUUAACUAUUUAUCUUCC
Striga asiatica is the source of this 1277-nucleotide messenger RNA. Lineage: Eukaryota; Viridiplantae; Streptophyta; Magnoliopsida; Lamiales; Orobanchaceae. The record is from the annotation of a GenBank genome assembly.